Molecule: messenger RNA, 1222 nt
Organism: Paramisgurnus dabryanus
Lineage: Eukaryota; Metazoa; Chordata; Actinopteri; Cypriniformes; Cobitidae
Gene: c2h11orf68
Product: chromosome 2 C11orf68 homolog
Source: RefSeq, a predicted model, not a curated record
AACCGCAAUUAAAAAGAAAAGAAGAAGAAGUGGUGGUGGUGGUGAGGUGGACGCGCCCGACAAGACACGAGUUCAGUUUGUGACUCAGCAGAGUUUUACUCGAGAAGCGCCCGUCAGUCAGAAGAAACUCGAUUGACUCAGCGCUAUGGCAGACGAGGAGCUCGCAGGCCAGGCUGACCGCUCCGAGGUUUUCUCCGCCGAGGACUACGCUGCCGAGUCGAUGGCCGCAGACAUGGACCCGUGGAUCGUAUUCGAUGCCCGGAAAACCCCCAGAGCUGAAUUCAACGCCUGGUUAGAGACCAACAGACCCUCGCAGGUCCUGCGCUAUGGGGACGAGGAGGGAGGGUCCGGACCGGUGGGCUGGAUCUCCGUACGGGGGCCGGACUCCUGGAAGGACAUGGCGGACGUCGAGGGUCUCCAGGAGAGCUGGGAAACGCUGCUGAACAGCGGCCGGAGUAUCACGUUUCACACCAUCAAGGAGCUCGCGUUGAACCAUAACGUGCUGGUGGGCAAGUGGCUCAUGCAUUUGGACACCGGCUUCAAAGUGGACCGCGCCUGGGAGUGCAUCGCCAGGUCCACGGUCGACGGCAAGAUCUCGUCUGCUAAAGUGAGCCCGAGAAAUCCCAAAUCUGACGAGAAGCACGUGAUCUGUGCUUACAACAGGAACUUUACCGAUGAAGAGGAGGUGAUGCGGUUGGACGCGGCCAUCCGUGCGGCGGGAGUCAAGUGCGUCCUCUACUACAAACCAGACGUGUACUCGUAUUUGGGAAUCUACAGGAAGAACCGCUGGAAACUCUGCCCGACCAUCUACGAGAGCAUGUUUGAUCUGGAGAGCGUGCCACGGCGAUCCCACAUCAUCAACAGGGUCACCAAUCUCGAAGUCACUUAGAUGAAGAACAGCUGUGAUGUCCUCCCAAAACUGAUGAAGACUCUGAGCAGUCCGACAGAUGAUGAAGCUCGUGAGGAGCAGAGCUGGAAAAUCCUCAAAACCCGUUUGUUUUCGUUUGUCAAUCGCAGGACGCGCUGUUUUAUUACAGUAAUGAAGAAGAAGAUGAUGAAGAUGAUGACCACACAGAAUUGCAUGCUGACCGAUACUUUAAAGUUAAGGGCUUUAAAAUGCCUCAUUUCUUUAUUGCAGGGCUGCAUAACAACUAAUCGCUUGCAGAAUAAAGUUUUUGUUUACAUCUACUGUGUAUAAUAAUUCUGUAUAUAUAAAUAAAUA